CUGUCAUCGGCAGUGUUGUUGGAAAAUAAAAACAAACAUCUGAUCGUGAUUCUUGAAGUGAAAUCCGCGCGCGGUUCGAAAAUCAUCAUGCCGAAACCCCGAUCCAGCCGCGUGAAACCCGGUGCAAAGCCUCAGAAGAAGUCUCCGUCACCACAAAAGAAGAACUAUCCCACCCACAGCAUUCCUCGCUCCAAGCUGAACGCGGCCAUAAAGUUCCUAGAGAAGAAAACCCCACCAAAAGCGCGGAAUCCCAUGACGGAUUCCUGCUUCAAGAGCAUCCUGGACAAGGUGGGUGCCACCCAAUCUCGGCGAGUUGAUAGCUACAUGAACGACACGGCCAACGUGCUGGAAGUGGCCCGGAACUGUGCUCUGAGGGGACGCUGGUCGGAUCUGAUGAAGACGUUCGCCAUCCAGAUGGAGAGCAUUCGGCGAUACGACCUGGCCGCGGCGCUGAGGAAUGCCCUAUUUGCCAUCAUAGCCGACCCGGUCCUGAACGAUCCGUCCUUUCUCGAGGCGUAUCUGUACUCCAAUCCGUACUGUACCAACCAGAGCGAUUUGAAGUACUGCAUGGACAAAAUCCUCGAAGUUUUCCAGGGCGUUACCAUCCACACGACCAAAUGGAAACCAGCCAAGGAGGAUGAAAGUGAGGCUGAGAUUGACCAAAGCAGCGGCGAUUCCUCAUCAUCGGAUGAUGAUUAGUUUGAGAAAUAGGAUUAAGAUGUUAAAAAUGGCUGUGACACGUUUUUGUAACGGAAUUCUAAAUAGGUAAUAAAAUUGCUCUGUAAUAUUUUUUCCGUCCUCUUGCCUUA
Messenger RNA from Aedes aegypti (yellow fever mosquito), 809 nucleotides. RefSeq lists its product as uncharacterized. The record is from RefSeq and is a predicted model, not a curated record. Bases 88 to 699 code for a protein of 203 amino acids. The transcript has 2 exons. Lineage: Eukaryota; Metazoa; Arthropoda; Insecta; Diptera; Culicidae.